AUGCCACAGGUCCUUUCCCGGUAUGAACCCUCCCAGCCCAUAAAAUGUCUAGUGAUCAAAGAUCUGACCUGGGAUUUAAAUAUUCACAUUAAGUAUCCUUCACAGGCCGGGACUCCACCCACCAUUGAGCAAUCUCAUCCACCGCUCACUUCCUCCACGGGCCUCUCACCAACGCCACCCUUGCAGUCGGGCACAUCUGCUCUUCGGAGGUGUCUUACAGGUGAAAAGCCCAGAACCAUGCCCAAAAUUGUGGAGCUCCUAAAUUUGAAGGAUCUUAUGGAAAAUUAUACCUGGGAAUACAAUUUCAGUGACAUCGCUGACAUGACCUUUGACCCAAACUCUUUCGUAUGUCAGCCAGAAAAUCUGGAUAUCAACAGGUUUGCUCUAAUAGCCGUCUAUGUCCUGGUCUUCUUGCUGAGCCUGCUGGGAAACUCCCUGGUGAUCCUGGUUGUCUUAUAUAGCAAGGUCAACCGCUCUGUCACGGACAUAUACCUGCUGAACCUGGCUAUCGCCGACCUGCUCUUCGCCCUGACAUUGCCUAUCUGGGCUGCCGCCAAGACCACGGGCUGGAUCUUCGGCACACCCCUGUGCAAGGUGGUCUCACUCCUGAAGGAAGUCAACUUCUACAGUGGAAUUCUACUACUGGCCUGCAUUAGCGUGGACCGCUACCUGGCCAUUGUUCAUGCCACACGCACUCUGACUCUGAAGCGGCACUGGGUCAAGUUCAUAUGCUUAGGCAUCUGGGCCCUAUCUCUGAUCCUGGCCCUGCCCAUCUUCAUCUUCCACGGGGUCAUCUACCCACCUUUUUCCGCCCCAGUCUGCUACCCGGACAUGGGUGUCAAUACAACCAAAUGGCGCCUGGUGAUGCGGGCCCUGCCCCAGACCAUUGGCUUCCUCCUGCCGCUGCUGAUCAUGCUGAUCUUCUACGGGCUCACCCUGCGCACACUGUUCCAGGCCCACAUGGGGCAGAAGCACCGGGCCAUGCGGGUCAUCUUUGCUGUCGUGCUCGUCUUCCUGCUCUGCUGGCUGCCCUUCAAUCUGGUCCUGCUGUCAGACACCCUGAUGAGGCUGGGGGUGAUCAAGGAGACCUGUGCUCGCCGAAAUGAAAUUGGCCGGGCCCUGGACGCCACCGAGAUUCUGGGCUUCCUCCACAGCUGCCUCAAUCCCCUCAUCUACGCCUUCAUUGGUCAGAAGUUUCGCCAUGGACUCCUCAAGAUCAUGGCCAUCCAUGGCAUGAUCAGCAAGGAGUACCUGGCCAAGGAGAGCAGGCCUUCCUUUGUUGGCUCUUCUUCAGGGAACACUUCUACUACCCUCUAA
Pipistrellus nathusii (Nathusius's pipistrelle) is the source of this 1317-nucleotide messenger RNA. The record is from the annotation of a GenBank genome assembly. NCBI's taxonomy places the organism in Eukaryota, Metazoa, Chordata, Mammalia, Chiroptera, Vespertilionidae.